AUUUCCCUCUAAACUCAAGCAUUUGGUUGGAUUCCUAAAAGCACGGAGCUUGGAUUCUCUCACUGUUUUUUGGACGUGGCAUGCUGUACACUAUCUGUGCUUGUGAUCCAGUGAUCUAGCACUGGGUAUCAUGGCCCACUCCAAGUCAAAUGGAUCGUACUAUGCCCUGACUGCUAUUGGGUUAGGAAUGCUUGUCCUUGGGAUCAUCAUGGCAGUCUGGAACCUGGUCCCAGGAUUUGGCCAUACUGACAAGCCUUCCUCGUCUGCUGGAAAUAGUAGCUUUCCAGAGCAUGAUGGCGGAGGAAUAUUGAAGAGUAAGACCUUUUCAGUGGCUUAUGUAUUGGUUGGGGCAGGAGUGCUGCUGCUGUUGCUGUCCAUUUGUUUGAAUGUCCGGGACAGAACGAAGAAAAGACAAAAUGAGGAUAUUGCUAGAAUUCAGCAAGGAACGUCGGCUGAACCUCAUCAUCAAGAGAACAGUCAAGAAGAGGAUGAUGAGAUACCCUCCCGAUACUAUGUUCCCAGUUAUGAAGAGGUUAUGAAUGCAGGCUAUCCUGAGACAAGAGAGUUGGACAGAAGCACCAGGAUCAGCAUAUCUCUGCCCUCUUACGAAUCUCUCACCGGGAUUGAUGAAACAACACCAACUACAACCACUGCAACUGUCGAUUCGAACAUAGAGCGGCAGCCAAGCAGGCACAGCUCUCGCUUGAAAAAACAACUGAAACCCCUGAAAGUUCGGAGAAUUAAGUCUGAUAAACUGCAUCUAAAGGACUUCCGAAUAAACCUGCCAGACAGAAACAGUUCAGGUCAAAUAACAAUAGAACCGUUGACCCCUCCUCCACAGUAUGAUGAGAUCCCAGAUAAAGCGCCAGAGAGCAAGCAAGUGACCUAAAAUCUGUGUAUUAUCUAGGGGGAAACACUACUGAAUACUUGAUCUAUGGGUACAAAUGUCGUCAAAUUCCACAAGCUUUAAAAGAUCAAGGAAAUGCAGGACUAUAUACCUCUUUUUCAGAAUGACCAUUCCAAGACGUGGCUUUUCAUGAAGUACCACUAAAAGUUAAACACUAGUGCAGUUGAUACGCUGAAAUAAAUGAAGUUUAGAAGUAUCAAAUCUAUACUUUAAAAAAUUAAGUAGUGCAUUGCAUGCAUUUCUUGUAGUCCUUUUUUCUACACUAGAUUUUUCUAAGCCACUACAAGGGAUUUUUAACCAAUAAUUUUACACAUAGAAAAGGAAAGGUAUUUUUUUUAAGUUUCUCUCCUCUUCCACUUAAGAAAAACGAAACAACAUUGUGGCUUUCUCCCCCUCCAUUAAAGUGGAGUUCAGAUAACGGUUGAAAGAAAGUCUGCAUUUUAUAAGGUUUCAUAGUCAUGCUGUGAAAUAAUGUAUUGAAUGAAAUGACAAUUUUGAACCAUCAGAUUUGUUUAAUUCUUUCAGCAGUAGCUCAUGUUGCCUAUGAGAAGCUUUUUAAGCACUGGCAACUAAAGAGGAGAAGGUGUUUUUGGUGUUCCAGUGUGAGGGGACAGUGUGUUUAAAACUACUCUGUAAAUUCAUUUGUUUGAUAGCUACUCCACUAUGCCACAACAAACAUGUUAAAUGUAUUAUGUGUUUAGCUUGUAUGUGCUGAGCAAUUGGAGACUUUUUCUAAAUAAAUGUGUUAUGUGUAUAUUGUAAA
This is a messenger RNA of Pelodiscus sinensis (Chinese soft-shelled turtle), 1670 nucleotides long. The record is from RefSeq and is a predicted model, not a curated record. Lineage: Eukaryota; Metazoa; Chordata; Testudines; Trionychidae.